Triplophysa dalaica is the source of this 686-nucleotide messenger RNA. It is a transcript of the gene nkx2-9, whose product is annotated as NK2 transcription factor related, locus 9 (Drosophila). Gene Ontology annotation, molecular function: RNA polymerase II cis-regulatory region sequence-specific DNA binding; DNA-binding transcription factor activity, RNA polymerase II-specific. Lineage: Eukaryota; Metazoa; Chordata; Actinopteri; Cypriniformes; Nemacheilidae. Gene Ontology annotation, biological process: regulation of transcription by RNA polymerase II; cell differentiation. The transcript is spliced from 2 exons. The record is from RefSeq and is a predicted model, not a curated record. Gene Ontology annotation, cellular component: nucleus. The coding region runs from base 1 to 681 and encodes 226 amino acids.
AUGGCUAUCUCUAACAAGUUCAGUUUCACGGUGAGGAGUAUUUUGGAUUUGCCAGAAAACGACACUGAUCGCAUGGCACCCCAUUCUCCAGUUGGUUCGUUCUCCGCCUCACCUUACUCGUCCUGGACUGAGAAUGACAGAAGUCAUUGCAUCUCGUCAGACGAGAGCAACCCCGAGGCUUCACCAGACUCCACGGGGCCUGAUGAGCUCUCCUUGGAUGCAAAGGAACACGAAAAGAGGAAGAAGCGUCGUGUUUUAUUCUCUAAGGCUCAAACGUAUGAGUUGGAAAGGCGCUUCCGUCAGCAACGUUACCUGUCCGCUCCAGAAAGAGAGCAACUGGCUCACCUGUUACGGCUCACGCCCACGCAGGUGAAGAUCUGGUUCCAAAACCACAGAUAUAAAAUGAAGAGAGCGCGGAUGGAGUGCGCUUAUGACCUCAAUCAACCUCCAGUGCUCCGCAGGGUCGUGGUGCCAAUUUUGGUCCGAGAUGGCAAACCGUAUCCAAACUGCAAUACCGAGACAGAAAAAGAAAGCUGCCUCGUUCCGCAAACGGUUCCAUCUUCACCCUUCAGCGUCCCAAGUUUUCAGUCGUUACAGCAACAAACACCAUUUGCGCUUUUCCCCACAUACCAGCACUUCACCAACACACCGGGCUCACGUCACCACUUCUGUGUUUGGUGAGACUU